This is a messenger RNA of Helobdella robusta, 690 nucleotides long. RefSeq lists its product as hypothetical. Lineage: Eukaryota; Metazoa; Annelida; Clitellata; Rhynchobdellida; Glossiphoniidae. The transcript is spliced from 5 exons. Gene Ontology annotation, molecular function: protein binding. The coding region runs from base 1 to 690 and encodes 229 amino acids. The record is from RefSeq and is a predicted model, not a curated record.
AUGUUCGUCAACAACAUUUUUUUGUGUUGUUGGUGUUUUGCUGUGAGGGAAAACAGCUCUGAUGUUGGCAGUGGAAAACAAUCACUUGUCGAUGACAGCAUCGCUGUUACUAGAGAUCGUUUAAUUGAUAUAAUAUUGAAAGACAUUAAAAGAAGAGAAAUAAACCAAGCAACGUUCUCGACUUGUUUAUUAUCCACCGGAUCAACAGAAAAGGAAAAAAAAAACAUCGACGUGGAUGCUCAGUCGUUUCAAGGAAAUACCGCACUACAUAUCGCUACGGCGUCAAAAAAUUUAAAAAUAAUUGCAUUGCUCGUAGCCGCCGGUUCAGACUGCAACAUAAAAAAUUCAGACGUUAAACACGAUUCCAGUGAUUACAAAAGUAGUGACGACAGUGAAAGUUGCAGUGAAUGGAUAAAUGCCGACGUCGACUUGUCCAGCGUCAUGUAUCGCAAAUGUCGUCUUAAUGAAACUGAUAGUUCCAGCGAGGAUGAAAAUGAUACGAACAAAGGCAUGACAGCCAGAGAUUAUUCUUUCGGAGAUGAAAAGAUUUUGAUGUUGUUGGACGGGAAGACUUAUGAUGAAGUUGUGAAGGAGAGAGUCGCAGACGUGCAAACUGGUACAGCUUUGGAUUCCCACCAGAAACUACUAUUGAGCAUAAAUUUUGACUCCGGACUAGGAUCGUUAUCAUAA